Molecule: messenger RNA, 510 nt
Organism: Ostreobium quekettii
Lineage: Eukaryota; Viridiplantae; Chlorophyta; Ulvophyceae; Bryopsidales; Ostreobiaceae
Source: the annotation of a GenBank genome assembly
AUGCACAUUGGUAACACGGGCCUCAGUGCCGUGCCCACAGCCACUGCGCACCGCCCGUCCCCGCGAACCUCCCCCCCCCCCGGCGCGGAGCAGCCCCACCGCGUCGCCAACCUCAGCAGCGCAGGAGCCCGCACACCUCUAAAAGGAGCAGGGCCAAAUCUCAAGAUGGCCAAGGCGGAUGCCGACGCCAAGGUGUACGCGACCGAGGACUUUGCGGACCGCGCGAGCCGGUCCUCAUGCUGGGUCGCCAUCGGCGACCACGUCUACGACGUCACCGAAUUUCUGGACGAGCAUCCGGGCGGGGACGACGUUAUCUUGGAGGAGGCAGGGACGGACGCGACGGAAAAGUUCGAGGAGAUUGGGCACAGCCUCGCGGCGAGGGACAUGCUCAAGAAAUACGUCGUCGGCAAAUUUAAGGUGGGACGCUCCGUGGAGGGAUGCGCGACCGCCACUCCUUCCCGUGGUGGGGACGGGGUCCCGUGUCUCCUGUGGUCGCUGCCACCUGCCUGA